AUGACGGAGACGGACGAACCGACGGGGCGAGGCCCGAACGCUGCCUACGAUCGCGGUUCUCCCCGCUUCCGGAAUGAGGGAGGCCCAGCCCAGGCCUGGCAGCGGAGCGCCGAGCCAGGCCAGGCCGAAGGAGGAGAAAGCCGAGCGAAUCGAGCGGGAAGCGCUCAGCCCCGCCCCUUUCGAACGCUGGCGGGGAAGCUGCUUCCUGAUCAGGCGCCACGUGCUCAGAGAUGCUGGUUUGCAGCAGAAAAGACAAGAAAACAAAAAAUCACGGGCGGGGCAGAGAAACCACAAUGCGGGACGGGACGGAUAAGCCAGGAUGCCCAUAAAGCCUUGCACCCAUUGCCCAAGGAGUCGAACCCAGCCCGACUUAUAAAAGCUUCAAGCGCUGGCAAAGGGUUGAGCAAACGAGGCAGCCGAUGCCCACGUUCCUUUCCGCCACACCUGAGCCCGCAUUUCAUUCCUCCUUUGCAAAUGGCUGUGCUGGAUUCCCUUUUUUCUUUCCCUGCGUCCGUCGUUCUGUUGCUUUUCCUGUUGCUUUUUGCAUCCUCCUAUUUGCCGGCUCUCUUGCAAAAACCAUCUUUAAAGUUGCCGCCCGGUCCUUGGCCGCUUCCCAUCAUCGGGCACCUGCACUUGCUGGAUUUUAAAAGGCAGGACAAGUCCUUGCUAAAGCUUGCGAAAAAAUACGGACCUGUCUUUACUCUCUAUUUCGGGUUCAAGAAAGUGGUGGUGUUGACAGGCUACGAAGCAGUGAAGGAUGCCCUUGUGAACUUCACCGAGGAAUUUGUGGACAGGCCUUCCAUACCUAUAUUUGAGCAAAUUCAGCAUGGAAACGGGGUUUUCUUCUCCACUGGAGAGUUAUGGAGGACUACUCGAAGAUUUACCGUGUCCACCAUGCGCAACCUUGGGGUGGGGAAAAAACACAUUGAGGAAUGCAUCCACGAAGAGCUCGGUUUUCUGAUAGAGAAUAUUAACUCUUUCCAAGGAGAACCUUUCGACCUGCGAACAUUCAACGCUGCUGCGACCAACAUCACUUUUGUUCUGCUGUUUGGGGAACGGUUUGAGUACAACACCCCGACUUUUGUCACCCUUCUAAGACUCAUCGAUGAAGUGAUGUGUCUCCUCGGGUCUCCUACGUUGCACCUGUUCAACUUCUACCCGUUCCUGGGAUUUCUCUUCAACGCUCACAAGACCUUGCUUCGGAAGAUCGAAGACGUCCGAGUGAUUAUCAGAGAUUACAUCAAGAGUAGCCGACAGGAUCUCAAUGGCAACAGCUUCAGGAGCUACACAGAAGCUUUAGUCUACAAGCAGGAACAGGACAUGAACAAAAGAGAGAACCUCUUCCACGAAGAUAAUUUAAUUGCGUCCAUUCUGGAUCUUGUCAUGGCUGGGACAGAAACCACGGCCACAACUCUCCAAUGGGCCGUUCUGCUGGCUAUGAGGUAUCCGGAGAUCCAGAAGAAGGUCCAAGAGGAACUCGGGCGAGUGUUGCAGCCUGGCCAUUGGGCCACCUACGAAGACCGACGCCACCUGCCUUUCACCAACGCGGUGAUCCACGAAGUGCAGCGUUUCAUCACUCUCCUGCCCCACGUCCCACGAAGCACCUCCAUGGACACCCAUUUCAGAGGCUACUUCCUACCCAAGGGAACCAUGGUCAUCCCAUCAUUGACUUCAGUCCUGCUUGACCAGAGCCAAUGGGAAACCCCCCACGAAUUCAACCCCAACCACUUCCUUGAUCCCAGCGGGAAUUUCGUCAAGAAAGAUGCCUUCGUGCCUUAUUCUUUAGGACGCAGGAACUGCAUUGGCGAAAGUCUGGCCAAAAUGGAGCUCUUCCUCUUCUUCACGGGCCUGCUGCAGAAAUUCACUUUCCAACCUCCGCCUGGGCUUACAGAAACAGACUUGGACCUGAAUGUCCCUAAGACGACGUUCACUCUAAGACCGCAACCGCAGCUGACCUGGGCCGUUCUCCGAGAGUGA
Molecule: messenger RNA, 1977 nt
Organism: Ahaetulla prasina
Lineage: Eukaryota; Metazoa; Chordata; Lepidosauria; Squamata; Colubridae
Product: cytochrome P450 2W1-like
Exons: 11
Coding region: 1-1977 (658 amino acids)
Biological process (GO): xenobiotic metabolic process
Cellular component (GO): cytoplasm; intracellular membrane-bounded organelle
Molecular function (GO): oxidoreductase activity, acting on paired donors, with incorporation or reduction of molecular oxygen, reduced flavin or flavoprotein as one donor, and incorporation of one atom of oxygen; heme binding; iron ion binding
Source: RefSeq, a predicted model, not a curated record